Heterobilharzia americana is the source of this 408-nucleotide messenger RNA. Lineage: Eukaryota; Metazoa; Platyhelminthes; Trematoda; Strigeidida; Schistosomatidae. The record is from the annotation of a GenBank genome assembly.
AUGAUUUAUUUCUACAUAUCCUUAUUGGCCUUAAGUCAACUAACUUCUGGGAAUUCAUUCAAAGACUGUGGAUCAUCGAAAGGUUCUGUAAUUUCAAUGGCAGUAAUACCAUGCGAUUCAGAACCGUGUUCCUUAUACAGGGGCAAAAAUUCUACGAUAUCAAUCGAUUUUAAAACAUUGUCUAAUGUUACGAAGGCGAAUGCCGUAGUACAUGGAAUAAUUGCAGGCCUACCAAUACCAUUCACCCUACCCAAUCCUAAUGUUUGUGAUUUUGUCAGCCCAUCGUGUCCACUGAAGUCCACUGAAGGAAAGUACACUUAUAAGUAUGCAAUGCUGACUUCCAAUGAAUAUCCCCCGAUAAGAGUGACAAUCAAAUGGGAACUAAGCGAUGAAGAAGGCAAUGAUUAG